AGGCUGGAGAAGCAGCUGCAGGAGCUUCAGGAGGAGAAGGAUGAAGCUGUAGAAGCGUACAAUGCUGUACAGGCAAGCCAGGAAAAGGCUUUAGAGCAGAUUAAGAAAUUACAAGAGGAUUACCUGAUCCUACAACAAGAAAAGGAUUCAGUCUUUGACAAAUAUGUCACAUUUGAAAAGACAAAUAAGAAUCUUCUGGAAGACAUUGAAUGCUUGAAGAUGAAAGAUGAGACCUUGACCUCCACACUUCUCUACCUAGAACAGGAGCAGACAAUCAUGUCAGAAAAUAACAAGAAGCUCAUUGCAGAAAAAUCUGACCUACAGAUUAAACUUGAAGAUCUAGAAGAAGAGGCUGUUGCUUGGAAAGUUGAAAAAGAAUCACUUUUGGAUGAGUUAUCAAAAACUAGAAGUGCGCUUGAGGAAAGUAAAGAAAUAACUAUAGAUAAUGCCCAGCUGCAGUCUAAACUUAAAGUUGUAGAGAAUGAAAAUUUGGAGAUUCAGAAGCGGUUGGAAAAUUUAGAGUUCAGCUAUGAGCAGAGAGGGGAGCAGGUAGAGUUGUUACAGUCUGAGAUAUGCAGAUUGAAAGACCUAGAGCUGGAGUACACUGACUUGAAGGAGAAAUUGAAACAGGCAGAAGAUCGUGUGCAGCAGUAUGAAGCUGAGGCAUCUGAGCAAGAAAUCAAUCCUGUGCAGAAUCAGGAACAGAUGGCCCCGCUUCUGGCAGAAAUUGAAGAACUCAAAUUGAAUAUCAAGACAUUACAGGAGGAAUUUGACAAGCAGCAAAGUAUCUCUGGAGCUGAAAUUGAAAGAGUUUGCCAAGAGAAGGCAUUGUUAAAUGAAACCUGUCAUACUUUACAAAGUGAACUUGAAAAUUUGAGAGCAGAAAAAUGUGCACUACAGACAGUGAAUGAAGAAAGGCUUGCACAAGUGGAGCAGAUGAAAAUCAAUAUUGAUGCUAUCAGUGAUGAAAAUGAAAGACUUAAAGAAAGGAUUUCCUCUUUUGAGAACUCGGUCGUAGAAUUUGAGAAGCCAGAAUUGGAUUUGAAAACAACUGAGAUAACACAGCUGGAAAUGGGUCUGCAAGAAGCAAAUAGGGAGAAAGAAAUUCUACUAGAGAAAAUUGCUGUUCUUGAAGAUAAGGUUGAAAGCAGUGAAAAAGCAGGCGCAGUUUUAUCUGAGAAAAUAGCUCACAUUGAUAAACUCACACAAAAUCUGGCACAUGCAAAUUCUAAGUUAAUGGAUUUUGAAACCAACCUGGGAAGUGAAUUCAAUAUUGAAGUGAUACAGAAUCUGCAGCAGGAUCUGCUAGAAACCAAGAUGAAGCUGUCUGAGAUUGAAAGCUCAACAUCCAUGUACGGGGCUGGGGAUCGAGAACCUACUGAAGAUUCUAGAAGCUUACAGCAGUCUGGCUGGUCAGAUCUGCCUGAUAUUGAGGAAGAACCUGAGAAUGAUCAGCUACACUUGCAGCGGGAUCGAUUAGCUCAGGAAGAGCAGAAGCAGUUUGAAUGUAGUGAUGCUGAGGGAGUUCAAGAAACCAAUGGUCAGAUCAGUGUAGAAAGGAUUGAGAAAUUUAUUAAAGUCUCCAGCCAUGUGCUGUCUGAAGAUUCAUAUCAAGGAGGCAGUGCUGAAGAAAUGUACAUGCUGAAAAACAGAAUUGCAGAGCUGGAAAAGGAGAAUGAUGGCCUGAGGUUGAAAUCUGAGCAGUUGCUAGAGAAAACCUUUGGAAAAUGUGAUGAGAAGGCAAAGGAUGAUAUAGAGGCAGAUAACCAUUCAGAGAUUAUUGCCAGUCUUCAGGCUCACAGGCAACACUUGGAGGAGAAGCUGGUGAUCUUGGGGGACAAGCAUGAGACUGUCACCUUUGAGCUGGAAGAGCUGCAUGCGGAAAGGGACAGUUUAAAGUCUGAGAUUGAGGUGCUCCAGAAUCAGCUGCGGGAGUGGGAGAACAUGAUGGGGAUGUUGAAAGAAGAGAAGGAUUGUCUGGCACAUGAGCUGGAGGAUUAUACCAAUAAAGAUCUUUCACUGAGGAAGGAAUUGGAAUUUCUCUUGUCCUCUUUAAACGAAGCUAUAACCGAAAGAGACACCCUGCAGGAUGAGGUCUUUAAACUGUCUCAGCAUGAGGACUCUGCCCAGGGAGAUGUUAGAGAGAUGAAACUGAUGAUUGAAGACAUUAUUGCAGAAAGAAAUAACUUGUUGUCAGAACUGGACAAGGUACUCACUGCUAAAGCUGAAGCAACAGCUACCAUAGACAAACUGAAACAAGAAGUGGAACAUUUGAGAACCGAGAAAGAUGAUAUUGAAAGAGAGAAGGAAUCUCUUUUGGUUCGAUUCCAUUUAGCUGAAGACAAGGGAGCAGAUCUUAGUGAGAAGAUGGAAGAGAGCUUGCAAGAACUCAGACAACAGGCAGAGGCAUUCAAAAGUGAAAUUGAGUCUUUGAAAUCUGCCCUGAGUGUGGCCAAAGAGCAGGCAAAAACUGCAGAAGAUGUUGCAGAGGAGAGGAAAAGUUAUGCUUUGAAUCUUGAAAGCCAGAUCCUUGAGCUGUCGAACUCUCUGUCAGAUUCCAAGAAACGAAACAGCAAUUUGAAAGAACAACUUGAUCAGCUGUCCUCGGAUAACACUGCUGCGGCCGAGUAUAUUCAGCAGAUAGCCGAUCUGCAGAAUCAGCAAGUAGGAUAUCAGCGAUCCAUAGAACAGCUAACAGCUUCUUUGGGUAAAUUUCAAGAAGAAAAAGAUAAACUGCAAGAAGAGAGAGAUAAACUCCAAGAAGAGAGAGAUAAACUGCAAGAAGAGAGAGAUAAAUUCCAAGAAGAAAGUGAUCAACUCCAAGAAGAAAGAGAUAAACUCCAAGAAGAAAGAGAUAAACUGCAAAAAGAAAUAGAUAAACUGCAAGAGGAGAGGGAUAAACUCCAAGAAGAAAGAGAUAAACUUCAAGAAGAAAGAGAUACACUGCAAGAAGAAAGAGAUAAACUGCGAGAAGAAAGAGAUACGCUGCAAGAAGAAAGUGAUAAAGUACAAGAAGAAAGAACUAAACUGCAAGAACACAGAGACAGAUUGAAGGAAGAAAUAGAUAAACUGUGUGAAGAAAGAGAUCAGUUGUCCAUACAUGUAGACUCUCUAGGUCAGGAAAUAGAAAGUUUGAAGGAACAGUUGUCUUUAGUGGUAAAUGAAAAAGCUGAACUUGAUAAUGUGAUAGUUGACUUGAAAAUGAAGAAUGAAAGUGCUGAAGAGAGACUGUUACUGUUAAAGAAUGAUUAUGAAGCCCUGGUUACUGAUAAAAGUGAAACAGACAGACAGAUGCACUUGUUCCAGGAGCAGAUAACAGGGUUUGAAUCCAGGAAAGCAGCUGUAGAGCAGGAGUUAGAAUCCCAGAAUGCAUCAUUGUAUGAAGAAUCAUCCAUGCGAGCAUCAGUACAGAAGGAGCUGGAACUCAAGAGUGAGGCCCUGUUUACAUUAGAAGAGUCUUUCAAGGUUAUGAAGCAAAGUCAUUCUGAACUCCAGGAGCGACUCGUUAAGGCAGAGGAAGACUUGAAUUCAUCUGUAGAUGAUAAGGAGAAAUUGAUUAGAACCACAGCAGAGUUAUCAGCUCAGAUUAAAACCCUGGAAACUGAGAAAAAUGAGUUUCAGAGGCAGGUUGAGGAAUGGUUGUCGAAGUUGGAAGAUACACAGGCAAGAGUUGAAAAGAGAAAGACACAGAUAGACGAUUUUCAGAUGAAAAUUAAUGCUACAGAAAGUCAUCUCUUGCAGAUUAGAGAAUGUAUAAAUGCAGCUGAGACUUCAAACCCAGAUGUGGUUGAUCAGCUUCAUCAGUUGCAGUUAGAGCUGCAGCAGCUGAAGGUGGACAUAGACACAGUGAGAUUACAAAUGGAAAAGCGUGAAGAUAGAACUAGUAAACAUGGAGACAGAUUUGAUCAGAUGAUUAAAGAGAGUAGCCAGAUAUUUGGCAAACUUGAGGUUGAAAAGAGAAGAUGUACUGAUUUAGAGAGGUUAGUUGUGGAAAGUCUGCAGUCUCUGCAGCAGACAGGCAUUGAUACUAUAGACUCAUUAAAAUUAGAAAGGGAUAAAAUUAUGGCAGAGUUCAGACAAGAACAGAAUAAGACACAUGAUUUGGAACAACAGAUUCUGCAAAAAGAUACAGAUAUUUUAGAUUUAAACAAAAAAAUUGUUGUAUGGGAACAAGAGAAUGUGAACUUAGUUCAGCAGCUAGAAGAACUGAGAUGUAAUCUAGCAUCAUCUGUUGACAUAUCCAGUAACACAGAGGAGAAAUGCAAGGAGCUUGGAGAAAAGUGCAUUCAACUGGAGCAGCUGUUACAAGAAAAAGAUGCAGAAGUUGACAGAUGCAGAGAAGAAAUCAACAGUCUCAGGUGCCUUAAGGAUGAUCAAGUUCUUUUGAUAGAACAAAGUCUGAAAGAUAAGUAUGACCUAGAGCAAAAUGUACAGCAGAUGAUUACAGAGAAGGAGGUGCUGAAAAAUCAACUGGUUGAAUCAGAGAACACAGUGAAGCCACUGCAUAAACAUGUAGCAUCAUUGGAACAUGAACUGGAAGCCACACGGAAAGAGAAUAAUGAGUUGCUAAUGCAGCUGGACAGUUUGAAAGAAGAAAAAACUAUCUGGUUAAAUCAGAGUUCAGAUUAUGAAGAAAUAGUCUCAGAUAUGAAGGCCAGACUGGCUGAGUCUAUUGAAUCUGCAAAUAACUUGGCCUUACAACUGGAGGAGGUCAAGACUGAAAGAGUCGAGCUUGUCUCCAAAAUAGAACAAACUGAGAAAAUGGUAGAAACCCUUAAGCAGAGCCUCACUGUUGCACAGGAAGAGAGGGAUGCUGCAGUGAAACACCUAGACAGCUCUGUGCUUGAGAAAGAGAAGCUGAAUUCUGAGCUGUUGGUAUUAACCAAAGAGAAGGAGAAUUUGCUGUCCAGUUUGUUGAUCUCAGAAGAAGAAGUCGUGCAGCUGAAAAAGCAAAUAGCUGAACUAAAGGAAAAUCUGAGUGAUUCUAAAGUUCAGAUUGAAGAGUCCAAAACUAGAGUGACUGCAUUGGAAUUUGAAUCAAAGGAGAAGAGUGAAGAGCAUUUGCAAAAAAGUUCUGAGGAGAGUUCCGAAAUGGAUUUGCUGAGGAAGCAGCUGAAGGAGAAAGAAGAAAUCAACUCCAAACUGAAGCAGCUGGCUAUCAAGACUAAAAAGGAGCUGGGGGACAAGCAGACAAAGCUGGAAAUAGCUACAAAACAGAUCAGCCAGUUGACCAAGGCCAAGGAAGCCCUGGAGGCCACGAACGAGACAUUACGCAAGCAGUCAGAGGGUACAUCUGACUUACUGAGUCAACAGUUCAAACACCUGCAGGAAAAUUACAAGAAGGUGCAGGCUAGCCUGGAUGCUGCUCAGGAUGAGGCAGAAAAGGAGAAGAAAGCCCUGAAGACAGCACAGAAGGACAUUGAGCAGCUGGUGACACAGUUGACGGAGGCUAAGGGUCAGAUGGCUGCCAGCAAGGAAGAAACAGAACACUUGAAGAAACAGAUUGAUGCCUUGUUGACAGAAGUUAAGACUAAAGACAGCAGCAUAGAGGAGCUCAGAACUAAGCUCAGAGCUACAGACACAGAGAUGGCUGCAGUUCGAAUACAGUUGGAGGAGUUGCACAAGGAGAAACAGAAGUCGAUGAAACACAACAGCAUGCUGGACCUUGAAAUGGCAGACUACGAGCGCACCAUAUUUAAUCUCCACUCCCAAGUUGCAGAACGGGACAGGCAGAUUCAGGCGCUUAAGGCUGAAAUUGAUAAACAAGAACAGACAGUAUCUUUAAUGCAGACUCAGAUUGAUGCUGCAGAGGAACAGAGAAUUCAAGCAGAUGAUCGAGCAAACAAGCUGAAAACUCUGCUAGUGAAAACAAAGAAGGACUUGGCAGAUGCUAGAAAAUUGGAAACUGUUCAAAGAUCAUCAGAUGCACAACUGAGAGGUCAGCUGGAGAAUACUAGCCAGCAGUUGGAGGAGUUCAAGGUUCAAGUUUCUCAACUGACGGCAGAUAACCAGAAACUUCAGGAGAAAAUCCGAAGUGUCAAUGACAGCAGCCAGCGAACAGUUAAAUUACUGGAGUCUCGGGUGGAUUUAUUGACUGUUGAACUGCAAACUGCUAGAAGUGAACUGAACACCGUUCAGGCAGAAUAUAACAGUUAUAAGGUAAAUUAUCUAUUGGACCAGCUUCAGGCUGCCAGGAAAGAAUCAGAGCAGAUCCAGGAGGAGCAUGAGCACCUCAUUCAGAGACACACAAAACUUAUAGCAGAUCUGGAGGAGAGAGAAUCAAACUUUAGACUCAG
Candidula unifasciata is the source of this 6296-nucleotide messenger RNA. NCBI's taxonomy places the organism in Eukaryota, Metazoa, Mollusca, Gastropoda, Stylommatophora, Geomitridae. The record is from the annotation of a GenBank genome assembly.